AAAGGGAGCUCUGCUGGGGAAGAAACUUUGCUGAGGCUUUGUCAGCUGCUGCUUUUUCCCUGACAGCACUUGGAGGGCACCUCUACUGCGAUGGGGAGGCAAAAGGACAUUCUUGCUACUGUGGAGGAGCACCUGAGGAUCAGAAACAAAUUAGUCCAGCAAGCGCUGGCUGAGUGCCUGGGGACACUGAUCCUGGUGCUGUUCGGCUGUGGCUCCGUUGCACAGAUUGUGCUCAGCAGGGGGAGUCAUGGAAAUUUCCUGACUGUUAACCUGGCCUUCGGCUUCGCUGUGACACUCGGCAUUUUGAUCUCAGGACAGGUAUCAGGUGGACAUCUCAACCCAGCUGUCACUUUUGCCAUGUGCUUCUUGGCCCGGGAGCCCUGGAUCAAGCUACCCAUUUAUGCCUUGGCCCAAACCCUGGGGGCUUUCCUUGGAGCUGGCAUAGUCUUUGGGCUGUACUAUGAUGCCAUCUGGGAUUUUGGCAGCAACCAGCUGUAUGUAACAGGACAGAAUGCCACUGCUGGUAUCUUUGCCACCUACCCAUCUCAGCAUCUGAACCUUGUGAAUGGAUUCUUCGACCAGUUCAUUGGCACAGCCUCCCUGAUUGUUUGUGUCUUGGCUAUUGUCGAUCCCUACAACAACCCUGUGCCCACGGGGCUGGAGGCUUUCACAGUUGGCUUUGUUGUCCUUGUUAUUGGAACCUCCAUGGGCUUCAACUCUGGCUAUGCUGUCAACCCUGCCAGGGACUUUGGGCCUCGUCUCUUCACAGCCAUUGCUGGCUGGGGCACCGAGGUGUUCUGGACUGGUAAACAUUGGUGGUGGGUUCCAGUUGUUGCUCCUUUCCUUGGAGCCAUUGCAGGAGUGAUAGUCUAUCAGCUGAUGAUUGGAUGUCAUGAUGAGUCUCCUCCACCUGCCUCUGAGCAGGAAACAGUCAAGCUGGCUAAUGUGAAGCACAAGGAAAGGGUCUGAGGAAGCUGCCACACAGAUCUGGCAGACAUUCAUUACUCAGGACUGCAGCUGGCAAAGAUGAGGAAGGAGUUAAGUGCUUCAAAAGCAACAGGAAGAGGUUUUUUCCCUGUCUUGAGAUAAUCUAGCUUUUUGUUUUGUUGUUGGGGGCUUUUUUUUUGGUGUAUGUCCCUGAUGCAUUUGCUUUAGGCAUUUUCCUGUGAGCCUUUCCCCAAAUGCAGUAUCAUGUAGUUUCUUCCUACUAGAAGGGGGUUGACAACUGUGGGAGUAAGGAGAGAAGUGGGCAUUGCUGUCCAGCACCUCCAACAUGGGCCAGCUCUUCAGGAAUCUGGAGCUCUUUUGGGAUGUGUUGCUGGCCUUUCUUGUGAGCUUGGCAAACUGCUUCCCUCCUAACCUGUUCCAUAUCUAUAGAGUGGGGAUCAUGCAAAACGAAAAUGUUUUGCUAACCUGGAACGGAAACUCCUACAUCCUGGAAAAAAUUUGCCUGUGAUUCUACUAUAGAUCAAAUUCAUGCUUGAUGUUGCUCUAAAUUCAAUAACUUGGCACCAGGAAUGAACUUGUCUAAAGGAUUUUUAUUGGCCAAACUUUUUAUAUCUCCUAUGAAUUCCUAGGACAUUGUAUCAAUUAGCUGAUCCAUAACGUCAGAGCAGAAAGUGAGAAUGCACUGGAUUUUAAUUUAAUAUUAAAACAAAACGUUUGCAAACCACUGCACCCUGAUGUUCUAAUCACAAAUAUUAACAUUGCCAACUCCUAGAAGAUAACAUGUAGGAAAUCCUUGUUCUAGCCAGGGGCUAACCUGGAAAGAAAACUUGGCUCUCUGUAGCAGCUUUUCUCAUUAAUCAGCUUUGUAUAUAAACUGCAAGCAGCUAAUAGCCAAAUUCCACUGGAAACAUGGUGUUGCUAAAGUUGUGAGUGUUUGUGUAAAUUUCACAAGUGUUUUCUUAAAGAAUAGAUUUAUGUAUAAAGGUACUCCUUAAAGCUGUUACUAAAUACCAGAGUGGGGAUAAGUUAAUUUAAAGAUGUGUGGGAACUGCCUAUUCUCUGACAGCCUUGAGAUACUGUUGGAUUUUCCUAGAGUAGCCUUAGAUUAUGGCAUUGUGUUGUUGGAGCAUCUUCUUUUCUACCUUGCAGAAUUACUGGAGUAUCUCUGGUACUCACAGCUAAUGGACUGAGGUCAGGCACCUCCUGUACUAGCAGUGCUGGCAUCUCAGGGGAUCUCUGGCUCUCCCAAUGCCAUAUUAUUACAGAGUAUUUGAAACAAGCAGUAUCAGUUGUGAAAGAAUUUGUAGGUCCCAUGCCACUACGUUAGAAAAACUCUUUCAAAGCCUGUUUCUUUAAUGUGUGAAUUCUUUGAAAUAUGUAACUUUGUACACAUUUCCAGUCACUAAAAUGAUGUAUUCUUUUUUUUAUUAUUAUUAAAAAAUAAAAUGUCUAUAACCACACUGUAAAA
Messenger RNA from Phalacrocorax carbo (great cormorant), 2416 nucleotides. NCBI's taxonomy places the organism in Eukaryota, Metazoa, Chordata, Aves, Suliformes, Phalacrocoracidae. The record is from RefSeq and is a predicted model, not a curated record.